Molecule: messenger RNA, 2261 nt
Organism: Cucumis melo (muskmelon)
Lineage: Eukaryota; Viridiplantae; Streptophyta; Magnoliopsida; Cucurbitales; Cucurbitaceae
Product: serine/threonine-protein kinase haspin homolog
Exons: 15
Coding region: 156-2039 (627 amino acids)
Biological process (GO): protein phosphorylation; mitotic cell cycle; intracellular signal transduction
Cellular component (GO): nucleus; cytoplasm
Molecular function (GO): histone H3T3 kinase activity; ATP binding
Source: RefSeq, a predicted model, not a curated record
ACGAUUUCUCUAAGUUUCACAUAAGUGGUCUCAUUUCUGGCGUUGGGUGGUUCAUUGGCCUCCCGCCAUUCGAACUUUCGAACGCUCCUUCUCUGCAUUUGCCCAUCUCCUCUCUCACUCCCUCUACUUUCUCCAAUUAUCUUUACAGCAACAGCAUGAGUUCCAAUCUAGGUGGAAAGGCCAUUGAUUUGUGGUCCGAGUUAAUAGCCAGCGAGGGAAGCGACCUCCAAGAAGAAGCCCCAGUAGAAGAGGUUUAUAGACGAAGAAAGCCAACCCAGAAGACCGUUCAUCCCCUUCACCCGAAGCAAAACUUGGGUUCCAAUGGUUGCAAUGUGAACAGAGUGAGUUUAGCUGCUGUUGACAGUAAGAGAAUUAGUUGGAACCGUGCCCUUUCCAUCAGAGGGAGGGUGAGUAUUGCAAUUGAGGCUUGUAUAGAUCGUCAGCGACAACAUAAGCAGGCAAAGAGAAAAGGAAAGCCUGCUCUUCCUAAAGGAAAGUAUGUACAGCCUACAAACUUUGACAAGGAGCGUGCAUACUUUCAAGAGGUAGAUGCUUUUGAGUUGUUGGAGGAGAGCCCUUCCCCCAAGAGCUUCAGUACAUGGACAAGCAGCCAGUUUGAUAGUUCUACAAUACCAUCUCUAUGCUCUAGAAUAGAAAAAUGGUUAAUUUCCAAGAAAUCAAAUUACAGUCUUGCACCUUCUAGCACGUUAUCAAAGAUAUUAGAGACUCCACUGGGGUCCAUUGAACCAAUUGGUGGACUUCAUUUGGACAAAUUAAAAUUGAAAACUCCUGAGGAGUCAGCUAGAGAUAUAGAUGCGCACUGGUGCUCUAUUCAGAGAAGAUUUAUUUUCAGUAUAAAUGAUAUCGAUGCCCUUGGAAUAGAUAGCAAUGACAACAGAAGUAACAGAGCAGAAGAAAUAAGAACUGAGGAUCGUGAAGAUAUUGAAGUUGCUGUGAAGAAACUUUCUUUAACAUCAACAUCUACUUCUUUCCAUAAAUAUGAUUUGGAUCCACUUAAUGCAUUAUUAGCAGUUUGUGGACAGUCAGCUCCUUCCACGCUUAAAGAUGCUUUCUCUAAUUAUUGCGACCUGGAAACUAUUGUCAAAGUUGGUGAAGGUACGUAUGGAGAAGCUUUCAAAGCUGGUAACACCGUUUGCAAGGUAGUUCCAAUAGACGGAGACUUGCAAGUUAAUGGAGAAACACAAAAGAGAUCAGAAGAACUUCUGGAGGAAGUCAUACUUUCCAGAACUCUGAAUUCUUUAAGAAGUAACGAGGGCAGUGCUGAUAACUUCUGCACAACAUUCAUACGAACCAUAGAUUUAAGGGUAUGUCAAGGUUCUUAUGACGCUGUACUAGUCAAGGCUUGGGAAGAUUGGGAUGAAAAGCAUGGUUCAGAAAAUGAUCACCCGAAGGAAUUUCCGGAGAAACAGCUUUAUGUUGUGUUUGUUCUCCAACAUGGGGGAAAAGAUCUUGAAAGCUUUGUACUCCUAAAUUAUGAUGAGGCCCAAAGCUUAUUAGUACAGGUAACUGCGGGUCUGGCUGUAGCUGAAGCUGCUUAUGAAUUUGAACACCGAGAUCUGCACUGGGGAAAUGUACUUUUAAGUCGGAAUGAUUACGAAGCGUUGCAGUUCACCCUUGAGGGUAAGAACAUGACCGUACAAACAUUUGGACUUCAGAUUUCGAUAAUCGACUUCACUUUAUCGCGAAUUAAUACUGGUGAAGACGUACUCUUUUUAGAUCUCUCCUCAGAUCCUUAUCUCUUUAAAGGUCCAAGAGGAGAUAGACAAUCAGAAACAUAUAGAAAAAUGAAGGAGGUGACCGGAGACUGCUGGGAGGGGAGCUUUCCUAGAACGAACGUCCUGUGGUUACUCUACCUUGUGGAUAUAUUACUUCUGAAGAAAUCAUUCGAGCGUAGUUCAAAACAUGAAAGGGAACUGCGUGCAUUCAAGAAACGUCUGGACAAAUAUACUUCAGCAAAAGAAGCAAUUUAUGAUCCAUUUUUCAGUGAGUUGAUUGUUUGGUCUAGCAGCGUGGAGUAGAGCUGGAUGAUUUGGACUUUUCCAACAUGAUGUAGAAUGAAGUCCUGAAAUGUCAUUGCAUAAACUAUGUACUGAUAUCAUUUGCACCAAUAUUUUGUAGGAUAUUGCCACCUGCGGUGGAUCUAAUCAUGUAAAUAAAUCACGGUAUUUAUAACGUUUAAGAAAAUGUAGACCAAAUUUACAGAAAUUGUAGGUAUAAUGGCAAAAGGUUUAUUUUAAUAA